AUAUAAAUCAAGUAAUUUUUAAUUUAAGGAAUAAAAAAUUGAAUUAGCUGUUUUGGCAGUUCUAUUUUGCAACAUUUCUGAGAAAAAACCCAAAAAGGUCAUUUAGGUUCCCGAGCUGCGUUUUAAUAAUAUGGUGGUUAAAAGAGUGCCUAUUAAAGGAUGAUGACAAGCGUGUUGCAAGUGUAAGUGGGGUAUAAUUCUUGCUUUAAAAGUCAUCGAUAGGAAUAGUUAUCAGUUAUACUAGAGCCUGUCAACUUUUUUAACAAAUUGCGUUUCAGUUUUUGCAAUCAACGUUGUCGGACGCGGUAAAGAUUGGAUCUAUGAUGAAUAAUCAGCCACGUUUAGGUAAUGGUAAUCGAGCCACCAAAACCUGUGCAUGGCUCACUGGGAGGCCACGAUUUGUACAACGCGCCCAACACGUUACUUUUAGCAGCUCUCGGCUUUCUCAACGUAAAGUGGUUCCAAAUCCAAUAGCAAUAUGGAAAAUCGCAAAGUGUGCAGUUAAAAAUAUUUUGCGUCGGCUCUUUAAGGAAAAUGUAACGAUGCAUCCAGUAACUGAAGUUAAACUCACAAAAAAAAUAGUUAAUUGUAUUGCGCGUUUGGAAUUCACACCACGUCCAGCAUUACCAAAGAAAACCAACUCAUUCCCAACGCUCAUAAGAUUGUGUCCACCCGAGGCCAAUUCUAAUGGUAUUCAGACUGACCAAAACCGGGGCGGACACAACAACGCAGGAACGAACUUCAUUAGGAUGACCACCAAUGGAACAAAAUACAACUUCAAAAUGCAAAAGUAAAAGCUCCAUCUGUUGGAGAGCUGCACGAUACGCAACAGCUGUAAUAAAAUAUUAAAGUAGUG
Molecule: messenger RNA, 856 nt
Organism: Teleopsis dalmanni
Lineage: Eukaryota; Metazoa; Arthropoda; Insecta; Diptera; Diopsidae
Exons: 5
Coding region: 321-794 (157 amino acids)
Source: RefSeq, a predicted model, not a curated record